UAAUCAAUAUGUUCAAUCCUGGUCGCACUUCCAGCAUAUUUAAUUUACAUGCACGUUUACUUCAAAUAUGCUAUUUUAUCACAAGAUAAAUCUAUUUACCAUUGUAUAAAUGACCAUUCCCCUAUUAAACUAAAUGCUAAACCCAGGAAAAUUCUUCAUAUUUUACAAUAUUCGCUUAUAUUCUUUACGGGCAUCUUACAAUAUUUACAAAGACGUACAACGAUUUCUUGCUGGAAAUGGAAAAGCCACCACCGUACAGUCCAGAAAGUCAAGAGACCCCACAUCAAGAAUACACCCCAUCUUCUAACACCAGUUACCAGCAAUUACCGCCUGAUGCCCCACAACUACAGGCUGGGGAUCUAUUAAAAAAAACUGAUUAUGGAAGCACUGGGUAUACACCACAAGAACAAAGCUCUCCACCUUCAUCUUCCACAAGUUCUUCACAGGGUGAAGGAUAUCAACAGCAAGGACUGGGAUAUCAACCGCAAGGACAGGGAUAUCAACCGCAAGGACAGGGUUAUCAACAGCAAGGACAGGGAUAUCAACCACAAGGACAGGGAUAUCAACCGCAAGGACAGGGAUAUCAACCGCAAGGACAGGGAUAUCAACCGCAAGGACAGGGAUAUCAACCACAAGGACAGGGAUAUCAACCGCAAGGACAGGGAUAUCAACCGCAAGGACAGGGAUAUCAACCGCAAGGACAGGGAUAUCAACCGCAAGGACAGGGAUAUCAACCGCAAGGACAGGGAUAUCAACCACAAGGACAGGGAUAUCAACCACAAGGACAGGGAUAUCAAUUCAAAGGACAGGAAUAUCAACCACAAGGACAGGGAUAUCAAUUCAAAGGACAGGGUUAUCAACACCAAGUUAAUACUCAGCAACCCGGGGGGUACACCUCACAAAAUAUCAAUUCUACAACAGUACACGUGACUCAUGUGAGUGCAUAGUAAAGAAAUUGCUGUACCGAAUUCCACAAAAAUGAUCGAUUGAUCA
Messenger RNA from Dendronephthya gigantea, 993 nucleotides. RefSeq names its product polyribonucleotide nucleotidyltransferase-like. Bases 379 to 930 code for a protein of 183 amino acids. The record is from RefSeq and is a predicted model, not a curated record. The transcript has a single exon. Lineage: Eukaryota; Metazoa; Cnidaria; Anthozoa; Malacalcyonacea; Nephtheidae.